GAAACGUCAAACCUGUCAAACUUGUCAUCAACGUCAUUGUCCGAGCCGCGCUUUAUAUAUCAUCGCAGUUUAGGUUAAUAAAUGAAUUAAUGACCGCUCCGAACGAACUAAAAUAAUUAUUUAUACUCGCGAAACUGCACGGGAAAUUCCACGCGAGCGAAAAUGGACGUUUUUUUGAUGAUAAGAAGGAAAAAACUCACCAUUUUCACCGACGCGAAAGACACCACGACGGUUUUCGAACUGAAAAAGAUCAUCGAAGGUAUAUUGAAAAUUCCACCGCAAAAUCAGCAGCUCUACAACAAGGAAUACACCGUGAUGGAAGAUGACAGGCAGUUGCAGGAUUACGGGCUGACUUCCAAUACUGCAAAGGCCCAAUGUCCGGCCACCGUCGGACUGGCUAUACGAGACGAUAAUGGGGAUUUCGAGCAAUUGGACCUGAUACCCUACUCGGCCCCCCCUGAUCUACCCGAUGUAAUGAAAUCCCAAGAGAACAACGGCCAAGAACAAACAUCUUGAACAUCCUGCGUGUACAUAACCGUAUAAUAACAUUAUUAUAUAUAUUUUUUUCUAAUUUAAUUCCUGCUGUGGUUUUAUUUUUUUUUUACUUAUCGUACGGAUAAACAAAUCGAGGAGAAAACGAGGAGUAAUUUGUGUUGUUUGUUUGUUUGUUAAGGAAAUCACCAGAUUUAGUAACUUUUUCAAAAUCUAGUAAUAUUAACAGAUUUUAGUAAAAUCACCAGUUUUUAUUGACUUUGAAAAUCUGGUAAUAUUACCAGAAUCUAGUGAUAUUACCAGACUUUAGUAAAAUCACCAAAUUUUAGUGACUUUUUGCAACAAAUGGAGAAAUAAGGGGAUUGUAUUUUUUGUUUUGUUUCUGUUUCAGGCGGGGUUUUUUUUUGUUAAUAAUUUAUUAUAUUUGAUUCAGUAAUUGAGUAAUAUUUUUUUAUUGUGUGAUGAUUAAUUGGUUCAUAUAUAAAGGGAGUGUAAGGAAAUAAUUUCCUUUAAAAUAACAUCUCAUCGAUAAGGUUUAGUAUUAAAGGAAAAUUGUUAGGAGCUUUGUAAUUGUGCAAACGCCCUGUAUACACUCUGAUAUGCAUUAUGGAUUCGAUUUGAUUUCGGGCUGGAUUCCUGUAGAGGAAAAGGCUCGAUUGCGUUUUUCUCGAAUAAAUAUACCUACUGAAAUGAUGAGAAUAUUAUUAGUGGUUGUAAAUAAAUUUUCGAAAUUU
Messenger RNA from Phyllotreta striolata, 1226 nucleotides. The record is from the annotation of a GenBank genome assembly. NCBI's taxonomy places the organism in Eukaryota, Metazoa, Arthropoda, Insecta, Coleoptera, Chrysomelidae.